CUUCAUCGACAACCCAUCAUCGAAAACAAUGCAAUCCUUCAUCGCUUUCCUCGUCAUUGCCACCCUGGCUGGUGUGCAAAUCAACGCCGCACCUACCCCACUCGUCGUGGCUGCGGGUCACAUCAACACUCUUCACAGACGAGAACACCGUGAUAAAACUCACCACAUUCGUAAGAUCAGAAGAGACGACGCUUGCGAAUCUGAAAGUACCAACACCACAUUGUUCGUUUGGGAUAACUCGACUGAUUCCAAUUCGACAUGGUUCAACGGAACUUUAUUCAACUCGACUUGGGAUAAUAUAACCUCUUUCAAUUCGUCUUGGGACGAUGCGACUUGGGAAAACAUCACCGAUCUCACCAACUCGACUGGACAUGAACAUCAAUGGAGUGGAUGGAGUUCUCAAGGUAGUACCGAUAUCUCCAACUCUACAUCGAUUGAAGAUGACGACGAUGU
This is a messenger RNA of Tremella mesenterica DSM 1558, 453 nucleotides long. RefSeq lists its product as uncharacterized. The transcript has a single exon. The record is from RefSeq and is a predicted model, not a curated record. NCBI's taxonomy places the organism in Eukaryota, Fungi, Basidiomycota, Tremellomycetes, Tremellales, Tremellaceae. The annotation marks the transcript as partial.